Messenger RNA from Camelus dromedarius (Arabian camel), 6776 nucleotides. RefSeq names its product lymphocyte antigen 75 (gene LY75). The record is from RefSeq and is a predicted model, not a curated record. NCBI's taxonomy places the organism in Eukaryota, Metazoa, Chordata, Mammalia, Artiodactyla, Camelidae. Bases 112 to 5280 code for a protein of 1722 amino acids. The transcript is spliced from 35 exons. Gene Ontology annotation, molecular function: signaling receptor activity. Gene Ontology annotation, cellular component: external side of plasma membrane.
UCCUGGAGGCCCGGAGCAAAGGCGCUGGCUUGGUUGGCUGGGCUUAUUAGGAGGGGUGGGUGACGAGUGCCCCUGAGGACCGGCUGAACCGCUUGCUUGGGCCCGCUCAGGAUGAGGAUGCGCUGGGCGACCCCUCGCCGUGCGGCGAAGCUCCUUGUGCUGCUCCUCCCGUGCUUGGGGCUGGUGGAGCCCUCUGGCCGCGCAGGUAAUGAUUCAUUCACCAUCGUCAAUGGAAACACAGGCAAGUGCAUCAAGCCACUGAACAACUGGAUAGUAGCCGUGGACUGUGACCAAACCAAGGACAUGUUUUGGAAAUGGGUGUCCCAGCAUCGGCUCUUCCAUUUGCAGUCCCAGAAGUGCCUCGGCCUUGAUAUCACCAAAUCCACAGAUUCCUUGAGAAUGUUCAGCUGCGACUCGAAUGUCAUGCUGUGGUGGAAGUGUGAGCACCAGUCUCUGUAUGGGGCUGCCCAGUUCAGGUUGGCUCUGAAGGAUGGACAUGCCAUAGCAAGCACAAAUUCAUCUGACGUCUGGAUGAAAGGAGGCUCGGGGGAAAACCUCUGUGACCAGCCUUACCAUGAGAUCUAUACUAGAGGUGGGAACUCCUAUGGGAGACCUUGUGAAUUUCCAUUCUUAGUGAAUGGGACCUGGCAUCAUGAGUGCGUUCGUGGUGGAGAUCACAGUGGGCCGUGGUGUGCAACCACCUUAAAUUAUGAGUAUGAUCAAAAGUGGGGCAUCUGCUUACAACCAGAAAAUGGCUGUGAAGAUAAUUGGGAAAAAGACGAGCAGAUUGGAGGUUGCUACCAAUUUAAUACUCAGGCAGCUCUUUCUUGGAAAGAAGCUUAUGUUUCAUGUCAGAAUCAAGGAGCUGACUUACUGAGCAUCCACAGUGCUGCUGAGUUAACUUAUCUUAAAGAAAAAGAAGGCAUUACCAGAAUUUUCUGGAUUGGUUUAAAUCAGCUGUACUCUGCUAGAGGCUGGGAAUGGUCAGACCACAAGCCAUUAAACUUUCUCAACUGGGAACCAGGUAUGCGGAGCACACCUACAAUCGGCGGAUCGAGCUGUGCAAGAAUGGAUGCUGACUCAGGUCUGUGGCAGGGCUUUUCCUGUGAGGCCCAGCUGCCCUACAUCUGCAAGAAAUCGCUAAAUCAUACAGCGCAGUUGACAGAUGUUUGGACAUACUCCGAUACCCGCUGUGAUGCAGCAGACUGGCUGCCAAAUGAUGGAUUUUGCUAUCUGCUGGUAAAUGAAAGUGAUUCCUGGGGGAAGGCACGUAUGAAAUGCAAAACUUUCAGCAGUGACCUCAUCAGCAUUCAUUCUUUAGCAGAUGUGGAGGUGGUUGUCACAAAACUCCAUAAUGGGGAUGCCAAAGAAGAAAUAUGGACAGGCCUCAGGAACAUAAAUACACCGACUCUAUUUCAGUGGUCAGAUGGUACUGAAGUUACUCUAACUUACUGGGAUGAGAAUGAGCCAGAUGUUCCCUACAAUAAGACUCCCAACUGCGUUUCCUAUUCAGGAGAGCUAGGUCAGUGGAAGGUCCAAUCAUGUGAAGAGAAACUUAAAUAUGUAUGUAAGAAAAAGGGACAAAAAUUGAAUGAUACAAGAUCUGAUAAGAUGUGUCCUCCAGAUGAGGACUGGAAAAGGCAUGGAGAAACCUGUUACAAGAUUUACAAGGAUGAGGUCCCUUUUGGAACCAACUGCAAUCUGACUAUAACUAGCAGAUUUGAGCAAGAAUACCUGAAUGAUAUGAUUAAAAAGUAUACUAAGUCUCCAGGCAAAUACUUCUGGACUGGCCUGAGAGAUACAGAUGCAAGUGGAGAGUAUAGCUGGGCAAGUGUCGGUGGAGUAAAGCGGGCUGUUACCUUUUCCAACUGGAAUUAUCUUGAGCCAGCUUCUCCAGGAGGGUGUGUGGCCAUGGCUACUGGAAAGUCUCUUGGAAAGUGGGAGGUAAAAGACUGCAGAAGCUUCAGAGCACUUUCAAUUUGCAAGAAAAUAAGUGAGCCCCCUAAGCCUGAAAAAGCAGCCCCCAAGCCUGAAGACCCCUGUCCUGAAGGCUGGCAUAGUUUCCCCUCAGGUCUUUCUUGUUAUAAGCUAUUUCACGUAGAAAGAAUUGUAAGAAAGAGGAACUGGGAAGAAGCCGAGAGAUUCUGUCAAGCACUUGGAGGACACCUUCCUAGCUUCAGUCAUAUGAAUGAAAUAAAGGAAUUUCUUCACUUUUUAAUGGACCAGUUCAGUAACCAGCGUUGGCUGUGGAUAGGUUUGAAUAAAAGGAGCCCUGAUCUACAAGGAUCCUGGCAAUGGAGUGAUCAUACACCAGUGUCUACUAUUAUCAUGGCAAAUGAGUUUCAGCAGGACUAUGAUAUCAGAGACUGUGCUGCUGUCAAGGCGGUUCAUAGGGCAUGGCGAAGAAGCUGGUAUUUCUAUGAUGACAGAGAAUUUAUUUAUUUAAGGCCUUUUGCUUGUGAUACAAAACUUGAAUGGAUAUGCCAGAUUCCAAAAGGUCGUACUCCAAAAAUACCAGACUGGUACAAUCCAGAGCGUGCUGGAAUUCAUGGACCUCCAGUUGUCAUAGAAGGGAGUGAAUAUUGGUUUGUUGCUGAUCCCCACUUAAACUAUGAAGAAGCCGUCCUGUACUGUGCUAGCAAUCACAGCUCUCUGGCUACUUUAACAUCUUUUGCAGGACUGAAAGCCAUCAAAAACAAAAUAGCAAAUAUAUCUGGUGAUGAGCAGAAGUGGUGGAUGAGAACUACUGAGCAGCCAAUAGAUCCUUUUAUAUACUCACGACAUCCAUGGCGUCAUUUUCCUAUAACACUUGGUGAGGAAUGCUUUUACAUGUCUGCCAAGUCUUGGUUUAGCGACUUAAAUAAACCAGCAGACUGUAGUAUCAAGUUGCCCUUCAUCUGUGAAAAAUACAAUGUAUCUUCAUUAGAGAAAUAUAGCCCAGAUCCUGCAGCUAAAAUACAGUGCUCUGGGGAUUGGAUUACUUUUCAGAAUAAGUGUUUUCUAAAGGUCAAACCCAAGUCUGUCACCUUUUCUGAAGCCAGUGAUAUUUGUCACACGUAUGGUGGCACCCUUCCUUCAGUGUUGAGCCAGCGAGAACAAGAUUUUAUUACAUCCUUGUUUCCGGAUAUGGAAGCCACUUUUUGGAUUGGUUUGCGCUGGACUGCCUAUGAAAAGAUAAACAAGUGGAUGGAUAACAGAGAGCUGACAUACAGUAACUUUCACCCAUUAUUGAUUGGUCGAAGGCUAAGAAUACCAAUAAGUAUUUUUGAUGAAGAGUCAUCCUACCACUGUGCUGUCAUGCUCAACCUCCAAAGGUCACCUUUUACAGGGACAUGGAAUUUUACUUCCUGCAGUGAGCACCAUACUGUGUCUCUCUGUCAGAAAUAUUCAGAAAUUGAAGGCAGACAGACCUUGCAGAAUACUUCAGAAACUAUAAAGUAUCAAAAUAAUUUGUACAAAAUCAUCCUGAAGACUCUGACUUGGUCCGAUGCUCUAAGGGAGUGUCAGAAGGAAAACAUGCACCUGGUGAGCAUCACGGACCCUUACCAGCAGGCGUUCCUGACCGUGCAGGCGGUGCUUCAGAACUCUUCUUUAUGGAUUGGACUGUCCAGUCAUGACGAUGAACUCAACUUUGGUUGGUCAGAUGGGAAACGUCUUCAGUUUAAUCGCUGGGCUGAAAAUAAUGAGCAACUUGAAGACUGUGUAGUAUUGGACACUGAUGGAUUCUGGAAAACAUCUGAUUGUGAUGAUGAUCAGCCAGGCGCUAUUUGCUAUUAUUCAGGAAAUGAGACUGAAAAAGAGGUCAAACCAUUUGACAGUAUUCAGUGUCCAUCUCCUGUUCUUAAUACUCCCUGGAUACCAUUUCAGAACUCCUGCUACAAUUUCAUGAUAACAAAGAGUAGAUAUAUAGUAACAGCACCAGAUGAAGUUCAUUCUAAAUGUCAGACGUUGAAUCCAAAAUCACGGAUUCUGAGUAUUCGAGAUGAAAAAGAGAAUAACUUUGUUCUUGAGCAACUGCUACACUACAAUUAUAUGGCUUCCUGGGUCAUGUUAGGUAUAAUUUAUGAAAAUAAUUCUCUUAUGUGGUCUGAUAAGACCAUGCUGUCAUAUACACACUGGAGAUCAGGAAGACCAGCUAUAAAAAAUGGAAAAUUUUUUGCUGGCUUGAAUACAGAUGGCUUCUGGGAUAUUCACACCUUUAAUGUUGUUGAAGACGUGCUUUACUUUCACCAGCACAGCAUUCUUGCUUGCAAAAUUGAAGUGGUUGACUACAAGGAAGAAUAUAAUACUACUCUGCCACAGUUUAUUCCAUAUGAAGAUGGCAUUUAUAAUGUUAUUCAAAAAAAGGUAACAUGGUAUGAAGCAUUAAAUAUGUGUUCCCAAAGUGGAGGUCAGUUGGCAAGUGUUCAUGACCAAAAUGGCCAGCUUUUUCUGGAAGAUAUCGUAAAGCGUGACGGGUUUCCACUGUGGGUUGGACUCUCAAGUCAUGAUGGACGUGAAUCAAGCUUUGAAUGGUCUGAUGGCAGUACAUUUGACUAUAUCCCAUGGAAAGAUAAAAAAUCUGCUGGAAAUUGUGUUGUCUUGGAUCCAAAAGGAAUUUGGAAGCAUGAAAAAUGCAACUUGGUUAUGGAUGGGGCUAUUUGUUAUAAACCUACAAAAUCUAAAGAGGUGUCUUCUCAUACAUACUCGUCAAGAUGUCCAGCAGUAAAAGGGAGUCAGUCACAGUGGAUCCAGUACAGGGACCACUGUUACACGUCUGACCAGGCAUUGCACAGUUUCCUAGAAGCCAGGUGGUUUUGUCCAGAACUUGCUCAUUCUGCAACUCUCGUUACCAUAGAGGAUGAAGAUGAGAAUAAAUUUGUGAGCAGACUGAUGAGGGAAAAUAAUAAUAUUACCAUGAGAGUUUGGCUUGGAUUAUUUCAACUUUCUGCUGAUCAAUCUUGGAAUUGGUUAGAUGGAUCAAAAGUGACAUUUGCCAAAUGGGCAAAUAAAAUUAAGAGUGGUGGUGGACAAUGUAGCAUUUUGUUAGCUUCAAAUGAGACUUGGAUAAAAGUUGAAUGUUCACGUGGCUAUGGAAGAAUUGUCUGCAAAGUUCCCUUGGGCCCUGAUUACAGAGGAAUGGGUGUCGCGCUUGCUGUGCUCUGUGUCUUAGCUCUCAUCAGCGGGCUGAUUUGGUUCCUCUUCCGAAGGAACCGUUUUCACUGGGCGGGCUUCUCUUCAGUUCGGUAUCAACAUGGAGCCAACGAAGAUGAGAUUAUGCUUCCUUCUCUCCAUGAUUAAACUCUUCUAAAGGUUUGCUAAUUUGCACUGAUGGUUUAAGAAAAAUGAGCCAUUAAAGCUUUCCCAGGGUCAGUAUUUACUUUGUUUCAAAGCAGCAGUCUUAAGGACUUUUUUUUUUUUUUUUUUUUUUUUUGUUGAAUUGCUAUGCCCGUAAUCACAAUUACCCACAAAAUGCCAUGUUAAUAACUCUACUUAAUAGAAUAAAAAAGAACCAAAGCUGGAACUAAAGUCCUAAUUGUUCAUAGGGUAAUAAGUUUAAUGUGCAUUUUCUCUGUAAGAAUGUGGCUGCUAACUAGGAUAUGUAUAUUUUAAUAGCAUUUUAACACAAUGUCUUAGGAAAUCAAAAUUAGCAUAUUACUAGGUCACACAUCUACCUUUUAAUUUUUAAGAACAUCCAAGCCAAAUGCAAAAUUGGUAUCUCAAAGUGAAAACAUAACUGUAAAUAACAUCAACAUUGUUUUAAAAGUCAUUUGUAACAUUUGGGGGAAAUUAUUGAACAAUGAAACAUGCUUACUUUUUACACAGCAAAAUGAUGCAUCUUGGCAAGCUUUUCUUAAACUGUUCCAAAGAUACUUCACACCAAAAUUAUUUAAGUGAAAAUGUUUUGUUCUGUUAUACUUAUUUUUUAAAAGGCUUUUAAAGAAGAUUCAGUACCUAACAUUUUUCUGAAGUGUGGGAACAUUAUUUUUAGAUCGAUUAAAUACCCUGCAGCAGUGUGUUUUUUGUCUUAUGUACCACAUACACUGUUUUCUUUUUAAAGGGAAUCAGCUGAUUUUUUUAAAUUUCACAAUUUAUGUACUUUACAUGGUAUGGCAACUUCUGACUAAGAAAUUUUUAUUAUUUUGUUGCCUUUUAACAUAAGCUAAAGAGAGAAGGAGUCUGUGAAGAAAACUGUAUAUCUUACUUCUGUAAAAAUGAAAAUUUUACAAUGAAAUUCUAAACCUGUGAUUACUACUAAAAUACUUAAAAUUAUGAACGGUUAAGGAAACACUGUUUUGUGGUUUAUCAUUUUAAAUUUUACCAUCUAGAAUAUAUUAAUAGUAGCUUCCACUGGAUAUGGUGAAUGUUUUACUCAGUGUUUAACUUAUAUUUGUACUUUAGAAUAUUUUUGUAUAAAGUCCACAGAUUUAUUUUAAAAUUUAGAGUGUUUAUACUAUGAUAACAUUGUAAAUAAUUUUCUAAGACGAUUUUAGUGUAGUCUAAAACUCUAUAGUAUAAUUGUCCUGAGCUUUUUUUUUUAUUAUUGAAUUUGCAGAACUGAUUUUCUUGCUCUAUGAUCUGUAAAGUUUUGGUUAAUAAGACUUUCUUCAAAGAACUAAACCAACUUGAUGCAAAAAGUACAGGUUUAUAUAGUAGUGAUGCCACAGUAAAGUUGUUUUCUUUUAUUUUUUUAAGUAAAAGUGUUAUUGAUCCUUGUGGGGGAAAAAAUCUCUAAAUUGGGCUUAUUAUCUUAGUCAUAUAGCAUGACAAGAAAUAAAGUGUCCAGCUAUUGUAAA